GCCUCCCGGCCCUGCUUCUGCAGUCGCUGUCGACUCCAUUUUGUCGGUAGAGGCAGAAGGAGAAGGUCGGGUUGUAGAAGCUGGGGUGGCCGGCAGCUCGCUCAUCGGUGUUCGUGGGCUUUGUCGGUCCGUGCCUCGUCUCUCCCUGGAAAGGGAGGGAGGCUUCGACGUCGAGAGGGAGCCGCUGCCGCGUUAGUUCCGAGCUUGAAGUCACUAGGACUUCUCUCAAACUUGUGUGCUGAGGAGACUCAGAUGUUGGCCUCAGCUCCUAGGCUGAACUCAGCAGAUCGGCCCAUGAAAACUUCUGUAUUGAGACAAAGGAAGGGAUCUGUCAGAAAGCAACACUUGUUAUCCUGGGCUUGGCAGCAAGGAAGAGGACAGGUAGUGGAAAUCCUGCAAUCUGAAAAGCAGACUGAAAGGUGACAAAGAAGCUGAAGAUGGGUGGUGGAGAGAGGUAUAACAUUCCAGCCCCUCAAUCUAGAAAUGUUAGUAAGAACCAACAACAGCUUAACAGACAGAAGACCAAGGAACAGAAUUCCCAGAUGAAGAUUGUUCAUAAGAAAAAAGAAAGAGGACAUGGUUAUAACUCAUCAGCAGCUGCCUGGCAGGCCAUGCAAAAUGGGGGGAAGAACAAAAAUUUUCCAAAUAAUCAAAGUUGGAAUUCUAGCUUAUCAGGUCCCAGCUUACUUUUUAAAUCUCAAGCUAAUCAGAACUAUGCUGGUGCCAAAUUUAGUGAGCCGCCAUCACCAAGUGUUCUUCCCAAACCACCAAGCCACUGGGUCCCUGUUUCCUUUAAUCCUUCAGAUAAGGAAAUAAUGACAUUUCAACUUAAAACCUUACUUAAAGUACAGGUAUAAAAUAAGACAAAUGUUUAAAUUUAGUUAUGUUCACGGAUAGUUGUCAAUUGGUCUGAAAUUCGCUAGGGAAUCUAUUUUUGUAGAACUAAUUAAUGUAAAAAAAAUAGACUUCAUUUCGUGUUGUGUGCACUGUGAUAUAAUGGUAGUAUCAGUGCAACUUAAACUAAUGAUUGUACUUGAUAUUAAGUGUUCUCAACUGAGUAACUUUUAAGUGGAAACCAAGUUUAGAUUUGGGGAGUGGUAAAGGAAUCAGCUUUUUCUAUUGUUAGGGGAAGAUAGUAAUUUAUCAUUCAUGGACCAGUAGAUUGUUGAAAGUAAGUUGGUGAAUCGGAUUAUAAGCUUCUAGCUAACACAAGGAUUCAGAAUUAGGUAAACAUCUGAAGGUUUAGUAUAUUAGAAACACCCAAACCAGUAAAUGCUAACCUGAUGCACUGCUGAAAGAAAAUGUGAAUUUUUCAUAAUAAUUGCAUUUUAGUGAAUUGUACAGUGGGUGGAAAGGGCAUUUGGAGCUCAUUAGAAUGAGCCACAGUACACCCCAAUGGCCCUGUUUAUUAAAUGUAGUGGAUUAAGUGUCUGUCAACAAAUACACCAAAACCAUUUUUUAUAGAAACAGUAUUUAAUGGUCACUCAAUAGCUUUCAAAAUACAGUUUUGUAUUACAGCACUGCACAAGCUAUUCUAAUAGUGAUCUGGCCUCAUCAUUCCUGCAAAGCUUGCUUUGGGGAGUUGGAUAAUGUGAAAAUUUUAAGUACCUAGGGGAGAAAGAGCCAUGUAAAUAUCUGUAAUAAACUUGUAGCAUAUGUAAAGUUUUCUUGGCCUUUAUCUUACAAAAAUGGAAUAUUUUAGUAUGAAUUUGCUGAAUGUAAGACCGUGGACUGUUUUUUAUAAUAUGGCCUAAUUUUAAAGGUCCAAAAUAACUUGUUUUUAAAGUUUGCCCUUGUGCUAAAGUGCCAGUGUAUGUAUGUUAUACUUGAUUUAGUUGUAAACUAUAUUUCAAAGUAAACCCUAGUGUAAUAAGUUUUAUAACUAUAAAGGUUUAAGCUGCUAAAACUAUUUUUAAGAGAUGUGAAAUGCAGUAUGGGACUAUCUUUUUUUCCUCCUCUAAGCCCAAAGAUUAACUAGAGUCCCUCCAACCUUAUAGAUUUUUGGCUUUCACAAUCUUAUAACCUAGGAUACAGGUAGUUUCGAGUAUGGUGCCAGUGAUGUUUGGUUUUUGUUUGGUCAAGGGGUAGGUGCAACCCAAUGGACCACUUAUGCAAAAGAUGUAAACUCUUGCAUAAUACAUUGAUAACAUGUUUUGCCAACUUUAAAUGCUUAAACAUAAGCGAAACCAGUAGCAAGUAUGUGGGUCAGUUUAAAAUUUUUGAUUGUUAAUGCCCUAUUUUCUAAUUUGGCACCUCUUUUGAUGCCUAAGCAGGUAAGCAGAUGCCUAAGCUGUACUUCUCCAAAUAAAUCAAGAUGAAGUACUGCCCAAGUUAAAUAUUGAUAGCCUAAAGACAAGUUUAUGUAGUACUUAAUGUACAUGAUAUGAAGCAUAAAAUUAAAUAAAAUUUUCCCCCAUUGGCUUGGUUUUAUUUUAAAAA
This is a messenger RNA of Gorilla gorilla gorilla (western lowland gorilla), 2439 nucleotides long. It is a transcript of the gene PNRC2, whose product is annotated as proline rich nuclear receptor coactivator 2. The transcript is spliced from 3 exons. Lineage: Eukaryota; Metazoa; Chordata; Mammalia; Primates; Hominidae. Bases 438 to 857 code for a protein of 139 amino acids. The record is from RefSeq and is a predicted model, not a curated record.